GAGCGACGAACUGACGAGUAUCCGCGCGAAGCGGCUCCCUGACUGCGUCACAAAGCAGCGCCGAGUCAAACCUGCCUUCUUUAAAGUUUUAAACCUCACGAGCGACUCAACGCUCUUCCUCGCGGUUUUCACCCCGUGACGCCAUUUACGCGUUAAACUAGUUUAGUUUUCUUUUUAAUCCCUCCGCCUCCUCUGAGGGGGGGGGGGAAAAACCGACCUGCCCGCGCACGCGCAGAGCGGAUGCCGGGAGCGCACGCGGCUCGAUGUGCGACAGCGGCGGCGGCGACGGCAGCAGCAGCAGCAGCAGCAGCGACACGAGGAGGAAGGACAGACGGCUGACUGACAGGCAGCUCUCGGACGGACAGACGUCGUGGCUGCACGGCGGCGCGCAUGGCACCGGGCACCACCCGCUGAGCGGCGGCGGCGGCGCAGCAGCAGCAGCGCGCAAGUGGCGAGUCGGCGGCUGGGUGGGCGGCUUGCGCGUCAAACUCAAGGAGGUCGGCAUGGACGGCCGAGGCACGCUGAAGAUGUUCGCCAGGAAGAAGCGGGAGCUCAUCAAGACGCCCUCCAUCACGAAGAAGAGCCGAGCAGGAAGCCCCGCGCCGCAGAGCAGCGCGCCGUCCCUCUCCAGCCUGCAGGAGCAGCCUCGUAAAGAUGCGGCCGAAGGCGGCCUCUCCUCUUCGCCCUGGUCCUCGUCCUCCUCGUCCUCCUCAUUCUCAUCGACACUCACCCCAACGUCGGCCGGGUCGCAGGACCCCUCCGUGUCCUGCCCGGGGACCCCCAGCGCCCAGCACGGCAAGCUGGCGGCGGGCGGCCCGUCUCCCGUGGCAACCCUGAAGAGGCCGACGGCGCUGAGCAGACACGCCAGCGCCGCAGGCUUCCCGCUGCAGUCGUGGGUGUUCACGAAGGGUCAGGGCAGAGCGGCCUCGGCCCCGACGACGCCGUCCGACGGUCCGGAGAGCACGGCCAUCGAGGUGGAGGACAUCCCGGCGCUGCUGAGGGACGUGGCGCGCUUCGCCGAGGCCGUGGAGAAGCUGAAGGACGUCGUGUUGGCCGAAGGACAGAGGGAGAGCCAGCGGCCCGUGGCUCACGAGUGCCUGGGCGAGGUCCUGCGCGUGCUGCGUCAGGUCAUCAACACCUACCCGCUGCUCAACACCGUGGAGAUCCUCACCGCUGCCGGCAAGCUCAUAUCAAAGGUCAAAGGGUUCCACUACGAGGCUUGUAACGAGGCGGACAAAAAGGACUUCGAGAAGGCGAUCGAGACCAUCGCAGUGGCGUUCAGCAGCAAUGUGUCGGAGCUGCUGAUGGGGGAGGUGGACAGCAGCACGCUGCUCUCUCUGCUGCCCACCGAGAAGAGCCGGUCGAUGGAGAACUUGUACGCCUCGGCGGGAGCAGACGGGGGGGCGUUCAGGAGCGACCUGCAGGACAUGGGCCGAGCCGAGGAGGUGGACGUCAUCCUCCAGAACAGCGAGGGGGGGGUGGACUCCGCUCUGCUCUACGCCAAAACCAUCUCCAAGUACAUGAAGGACCUGAUGAGCUACGUGGAGAAGAGAACCUCGCUGGAGACCGAGUUUUCCAAAGGCCUCCAGAGAUUGUACCAGUCCUGCAAACACAGCAUAACGCAUCCCCACAUGCCCCUCUUCUCCAUCUACUCGCUGGCUCUGGAGCAGGACCAGGAGCAGAGCAUCGGGCUGCAGCAGGCCAACACCACCCUGCACACCCAGACCUUCAUCCAGCCGCUGAUGCAACGCAAGCAGGAGCACGAAAAGAGGCGGAAGGAGAUCAAGGAACACUGGAUUCGAGCAAAGCGAAAACUGAUGGAGUGCGAGGCGAACCUGCGCAAAGCCAAGCAAGUCUUCAUGGUCCGCUGCGAGGAGUACGACAAGGCCAAGACGGCCGCCUGCCGGGCCGAGGAGGAAGGAGGAGGGGCGACCGCCAAGUCCGUGGAGAAGAAGAAGCGGGUGGAGGAAGAGGCUCGCAACAAGGCGGACGAGGCGGAGGCCACUUACCGGACGUGCAUAGCGGACGCCACCACUCAGCAGCAGGAGCUGGAGCACACGAAGGUCACGGUGCUGAGGCAACUGCAGGACGUCAUCAAGCAGAGCGACCAGACCCUCCGCUCGGCGACCAUCUCGUACUACCAGCUGAUGCACAUGCAGACGGUGGCCCUGCCGGUCCACUACCAGACCCUGUGUGAGAGCAGUAAGCUGUACGACCCGGGCCAGCAGUACGCCGCCCACGUCCGAGACCUGCAGCUGCCGGAGCAGCCGACCGUUCACUACGACUUCGAGAACUACUGUCCCUCCAGCUCCUCGUCACACGGCCACAGAGCGAGAAACGACAGCUUCAACGCGGAGCAGACGAGUCCCGCCGACGCAGCGUCCGGGGACAACCGGGACGCGGAGGCUCAACGCAAGAGGCAGGGACACAAGUCGUGGGGUUCCACGGUGAGCGACGACAGCGUGGGCGGAGAAGGAGGCCUCGAGUCUCCCACUGCGAGCACAAGUGACAUCAGUAAAAUUGUUCGCACGUCAUCCACUGGAACAAUGUCGUCCAAUGAGGACGCAGACGAGAAAGACGUGAACGUGACGUCAUUCGAAUCUCCGAACAUUAACGGCAUGGACCCCGACGUGGUGGUGUCCACCCGACCUUUCCGCAACCUCGGCCUGUCCAAAGCGGCGCAGACGCACCGCCUGCGGAAGCUGCGGACUCCUUCAAAGUGCCGCGAGUGCGACAGCUACGUUUACUUCCAGGGCGCCGAGUGCGAAGAGUGUUUCCUGGCGUGUCACAAGCGCUGCCUGGAGACUCUGGCCAUCCAAUGCGGCCACAAGAAGCUGCAGGGUCGCCUGCAGCUGUUCGGCAGGGACUUCUCGCAGGUGGCCGGCUGCGCCAGCGACGGCAUCCCCUUCAUCAUCACCAAGUGCAUCUCCGAGAUCGAGAGACGGGCGCUCAAGAUGAAGGGCAUCUACCGGGUGAACGGGGUGAAGACGCGCGUGGAGAAGCUCUGUCAGGCCUUUGAGAACGGCAAGGAGCUGGUGGAGCUGUCCCAGUGCUCCCCGCAUGACAUCAGCAACGUCCUCAAGCUUUACCUCAGACAGCUGCCAGAGCCCAUCAUGCUGUUCCGCAUGUACAACUGUCUCAUGGGUUUGGCCAAGGAGAGUCUGCACGGCGAAGCGGAGACCCCCGAGGGGGAGGAGUCCCACCGCGUCGUCCCGGUGGGGUGCAAGGCGCCGGAGCUGGAGGAUCGGGGCCGCGACACCGACCCGGAGGUCCUGGUCCUAGUGGAGAAGCUGAAGGAGCUCCUGAAGGACCUGCCCAAGGCCAACAUCGCGACGCUGCGUUACCUCAUCCGCCACCUGAGGAAGAUUGCAGAGUUGGAGCAGGACAACAAGAUGAGCCCCAGUAACUUGGGCAUCGUGUUUGGCCCCUCCCUGAUGCGGCCCCGUCCAACCGGGGCCACGAUAUCGCUGUCCUCUCUGGUGGAUUACCCCCACCAGGCCCGCAUCGUGGAGUCCCUCAUCGUCUUCUACUCGUCCAUCUUCCAGUCCAAAGCUCCGCAGUCGCAGCGAACCUGUGGCUCUGCUUCCACCUCCACGCAGCAGGCUGGCGUUGCAGAUGACAAGAUCGGGGGCUCUGCGGAUGCAGGCAGCGAGGAGCCAAAUAAAAUCGAAUCUGACCAGAUGGAGGAGGGCUGCUCUGGGCAGCAGAGUGGAAGCUCUCGUGGCUCCAGUGAGCAGCUCUCCGACUCGGCGCUGGACGACCGCGGCCAGAGGAGCGUGGUGUCGCCGGGCCUGCUGAGGCAGGAGAGCGUGGACGAGGACCAGCUGAGCCCCAGGGACAGCCUGGACCUGUCCAGUGAGCCCGCGACGCCGGACGCGGAUCGGGACGCUCACGACCUGGCGGAGCCCCCCGCGCUGCCGGACAGCGGGCCGCCAGACGAGGACAGAGCGGCGGAGCGCGACCUGAGCGCCUCGCUGGCCGAGCUCAACGUCAACAACAACAACAACAACCACCCGUUCUCCCACGGAACGAGCUCGUCGGGCUUCCCACUGCAGAGUCUGUGCAGAAAGAUGCUGCCGCUGACCAGAAACCGGGCCAGUGAGCCAGAGUUUGUCUGAUUUCAGGGUCCAAAUCAUUUUGAGUCGAUCUGGUUUUAAUCAUUAAAAUCCAGCUGAUGUAAUAUGUUGAAUGCAGAUUUCAGCUGUGUUCAUUUAUCCUGGCAAGCUUCCUGCUGUUUGAUGCAGUUACUUCUUUCAAGAGGUUUUAACUUAAAUGAUUAAUACCUACUGCUGCAAAAAUGCGUUUUUAAAAUGUUUUAUUCGUUGCUCUUGCGAGCUUAAGGAAAAGUGGUCAGUAAGUCACAUCUUAAUGUGCAGUUCAGAAGCAAAUCAAAGGGCUUCUGGUUUUAUUUCAGCACUAAAAGUUUUAAAGUAAAUUCAGUAUUGUCUUAUAAAUGUUGCCUGUAUUGCCUCGUUCUGGAUAUUUGGUAUAUAAUUAAAAAAAGUAUUUUAAAGUUG
Messenger RNA from Gasterosteus aculeatus aculeatus (three-spined stickleback), 4517 nucleotides. RefSeq names its product Rho GTPase activating protein 45b (gene arhgap45b). Gene Ontology annotation, biological process: activation of GTPase activity; signal transduction. Gene Ontology annotation, cellular component: membrane. The record is from RefSeq and is a predicted model, not a curated record. NCBI's taxonomy places the organism in Eukaryota, Metazoa, Chordata, Actinopteri, Perciformes, Gasterosteidae. Gene Ontology annotation, molecular function: GTPase activator activity.